Messenger RNA from Candida tropicalis MYA-3404, 819 nucleotides. RefSeq lists its product as uncharacterized. Bases 1 to 819 code for a protein of 272 amino acids. Lineage: Eukaryota; Fungi; Ascomycota; Pichiomycetes; Serinales; Debaryomycetaceae. The record is from RefSeq and is a predicted model, not a curated record. The transcript has a single exon.
AUGGGUUAUCCAGUUCCUUUGAGAGUUGUUACCAAGAAAAUCUCACCAAAUGUUUUGACAGUAUCAUGUCCAUUUUCAAUUUUUGAUAAAUUGAAUGUUGGUGCAAGAAUGGUGAUUUUCCAUUUCCAAGGUGAUAUUAUCAUUUGGUCUCCAAUUCCUUACAACAAAGAAGUCUUUGAAAGUUCUAUUGCUAAAUUGACUAGUGAACCAUAUACAGUCAAGUAUAUAUUCGUCAUCAAUAUCGAGCAUAACUUAUCUGCUGAAUCAUACAGAGAAGCUUAUCCAGAUGUGAAAUUGAUUGGACCAGAGAAUACCCUGAGAUGUGCAAUUGAUUUCCCAUUAACUAAUGAAAAUGCUAUGAAAAUUAUCAAAAGCUCUGGUUGGGAUUCAUUAGGAAUCACUGAUGCAUCUAUUGUUGAUAACUUUGAGUUGAUUUACAAUUCGUACCACAAAAAUAGAGAAUUGGUGGUAUAUGAAAAAUCCACUAAAUCUAUCCUUUUGGCUGAUUUUAUCUUUAAUUUGGGUGUUCCGGGUACAACUAGUGGUGAACAUGUUUUGGAACAAUAUUCCCCAGAAUUGGGAUUCCCAAAAGGUUUUAAUCCUCAUGGAGGUUGGUCAUUCUUUUCCAGAUAUUUACAACCUGAAAGUAAAGUAGGAAGAUAUCUUAUGAAUAGAUUACAAAAGACUAAAAAUCAUCCAGAAAAGACAAAAGAAAUCAUUGCAUUGAUAAAUCAAUGGGAUUAUGAAAACAUAAUAAUGGUUCAUGGUGAUGUUAUUACCAAAGAUGCUAAGAAAACUCUCUCCAAUAUAUAUGUAUAA